Messenger RNA from Panicum hallii, 2178 nucleotides. RefSeq names its product AP2-like ethylene-responsive transcription factor CRL5. The transcript is spliced from 9 exons. Gene Ontology annotation, molecular function: DNA binding; DNA-binding transcription factor activity. The coding region runs from base 1 to 1860 and encodes 619 amino acids. NCBI's taxonomy places the organism in Eukaryota, Viridiplantae, Streptophyta, Magnoliopsida, Poales, Poaceae. The record is from RefSeq and is a predicted model, not a curated record. Gene Ontology annotation, biological process: regulation of DNA-templated transcription.
AUGGGAGAAAUGGCUAGUGGCAGCAACUGGCUCGGCUUCUCCCUCGCGCCUCACACGGCAAUGGAGGUGCCCAACGCUUCUGAACCCGCUCCCGCUCACCAUGCUCCGCCUCCUACCAGUACUACGAUCUCCUCUUCCGGUAACAACGCCGCCGCCACUUCCAACUUCCUCUUCUCACCGAUGGCCGCGCCCUAUCCGGGAUACUACUGUGUGGGCGGCGCGUAUGGCGAUGGCACCAGUUCUGCCGGCGUCUACUACUCCCACCUGCCUACCGUGCCCAUCAAGUCCGACGGCUCCAUCUGCAGCAUCGAAGGCAUGAUGCCGUCGUCCCCACCGAAGCUGGAGGACUUCUUGGGUGGUGGCAAUGGCAAUGGCGGUGGCCAAGAAACGGCCACCUACUACAGCCACCAGCAGGGCCAAGAGGAGGAGGCAAGCAGGGAUUACCACCAGUACCAGCCCCACCAGCUCGUCCCCUACAACUUCCAGCCACUGACGGAAGCCGAGAUGCUCCAAGAAGACGCGGCGCCAAUCGACGAGGCCAUGGCCGCGGCCAAGAACUUCCUCCUGACGAGCUACGGCGCUUGCUACAGCAACGGGGAGAUGCAUCCGCUGAGCCUGUCGAUGAUGAGCCCCGGGUCCCAGUCGAGCAGCUGCGUCAGCGCGGCUCCGCAGCAGCAGCAGCACCAGAUGGCCGCUGCCGCCUCUGCAGCCGCUGCCCAGGGGCGCAGUAAUGGCGGUGGUGAGCAGGGCGUGGGGAGGAAGAGGGGCACUGGCAAGGGAGGCCAGAAGCAGCCGGUGCACCGCAAGUCCAUCGACACGUUUGGGCAGAGGACCUCCCGGUACAGGGGCGUCACCAGGCACAGGUGGACUGGAAGGUAUGAAGCCCACCUCUGGGACAAUAGCUGCAGAAAGGAUGGGCAGACAAGGAAAGGAAGGCAAGUAUAUCUAGGUGGUUACGACACUGAAGAUAAGGCUGCAAGGGCUUAUGAUCUUGCUGCUCUGAAAUACUGGGGUCCUGCUACUCACAUCAAUUUCCCCGUAGAGAACUAUCAAGAUGAGCUUGAGGAGAUGAAAAGCAUGACAAGGCAAGAAUUUGUAGCACACUUGAGAAGGAGAAGCAGUGGGUUUUCUCGAGGUGCUUCCAUCUACCGAGGAGUGACAAGGCAUCACCAGCAAGGAAGAUGGCAGUCUCGGAUUGGCAGGGUUGCCGGAAACAAGGAUCUGUACCUCGGCACUUUCACCACUCAAGAAGAAGCAGCGGAGGCUUAUGACAUCGCUGCCAUCAAGUUUCGUGGCUUGAACGCGGUGACGAACUUUGACAUAACGAGAUACGACGUUGACAAAAUCAUGGAGAGCAGCACCCUACUGCCUGUGGAGGAAGCACGCAAGGUCAAGGCGAUCGAGGCCACGAACGGUGUUCCCAUGAUGCACAAUAAUGGUAGCAGGGAGCUCAACCCUGCCGAGGAAACAAGUGCUGACUGGAGGAUGGUGCUUCAUGGUUCUUCCCAGGAAGCUGUGCACUGCCCGGAAGCAGUUGAUCCCCAGAAGGGCAUCAUGACUCACUCCUCCCUGCACGGCAUCGUUGGGCUUGACGUCUCGUGUGUGGCCCAUGAUCACCACCUUGACGUUCCAGGCAAGUCCGGUGGCGUCAACUUCUCCAACUCGUCAUCGCUGGUGACAAGCCUCGGCAACUCCAGGGAGGGGAGCCCCGAGAGGCUGGGCCUGGCCAUGAUGUACGGCAAGCAGCAACCGCACGCCGUGAGCCUGGCCGCCAUGAGCCCCUGGAUGCCUAUGCCGGCGCCGGCAGCACAGCACGUGGCCUCUCAUCUCCCUGUCUUUGCCGCUUGGGCGGAUGCCUAGCUGACGCGGAGUUGGGGUUCAGUAGCUUUGCCCAAUCUUGCUCGCCAUUGGGUGGUUUUUGUAAACUGAAGCAAGAUUGGGAGCACCAAGUUAGGUAAGUUAGCUGCAAUAGCAAGGUUGGUUAGUUGCCAUGUUGAUUGGUGUAGUGGUAUGCACUAGAAGGUUGCUAGGUCUUGAUUAGUCUACAGCUUAUGCACAAUCUCAGUAGCGGUGGUAGCGUUCUUCUGAGCCUUUUUGGGUGCAAAAUUGGUUGGAAUGUAGCAUGGCUCCCUUUGAACGUUGCAUGAAAAAAAAACAAGGCUGUUGCCAGGAAAAGGA